AUGCAGUACAUGCGUGCGACUCUCGCCCUUCCUCACGUGGAGCAGUUCACGAUGCCAUACUACCACUUCGUCCUAUGCCUCUUCUGGGCUCUCCUCUACCACGCCGUCCUACGCGCUCUUUCUGCCGCCGCCAAGCAGCCCCGGCCGAGGCUGCCACCCGGUCCGUGGCAGCUUCCGAUCAUCGGCAGCCUGCACCACCUGUUGCGCGGGCUCCCACACCGCACCAUCCGCGAUCUCUCCCUCCGGCAUGGCCCGCUCAUGCAGCUCCGGGUGUGCGAGCGCGUGGCCAUCGUCGUCUCCUCCGCCGAGGCCGUGAGGGAGAUAUACAAGGGCAACGAGGCCAACUUCUCGGAGCGGCUCAGCAGCCCGGGCAUCGACGAGCUCUCAAGGCAUGGCCAGGGGAUUAUCUUCGCGCCAUACGGCGACCACUGGCGCUUGCUUCGCCGGAUCCUCAUGACGGAGCUGCUCAGCGCGCGGCGCGUCGAGGCGUUCCGGCGGAUCCGCGAGGAGGAGGCGGCUCGCCUCGUCUCGUCGCUUCAGGCGAUGUCCGAUGGCCGGCUAGUGAACAUCGACGAGCGGCUCGACGAGUUCAUGACAGACUCGGCUGUGCGCGCCAUCUUCGGUGACAAGCUGCCGGACAGAGUCGCGUUCAUGAAGAACGUUAAGCAAGGAGUGGACCUGUCGUCGCUGUUCGACCUCCGGGACCUCUUCCCUUCGUCGCGGCUAGUUCGGCUGCUGCCGCGCAAUGGUGGCAAGGCGGAGCGGCACCGUCAAGAGAUGUUCCGGCUCAUGGACAACAUACUUAGGAGUCACGAGGAGAGAAGGGCAGCCAGAGAUGGAGACGACGAACAGGACAUGGUCGACGUGUUGCUGAGGAUCCAGAAAGAAGGCAAUAUGCGAGUUUCCCUAACCGACGGAGUCAUAAGGGCACUGCUCAUAGAUGUCUUCGGUGCAGCACUUGACACCUCAAUUACUACUUUGCAAUGGGCGAUGGUUGAACUGAUGGCGAACCCAAGCGUGAUGCAGAGGGUGCAAUCUGAGAUAGACUGUGUCCUCGCCGGACAGGCCGCGGUACAAGAGGCUUCCCUAAAAGGCAUGCAAUACCUGAGGGCAAUUAUUAAAGAGACCUUGCGACUGCAUCCUCCUGCUCCGUUCUUUCCUAGAUUGUGCAUGCAAGACUAUAAGAUUCAAGGAUACGAUGUACCACAAGGAGCGAUUCUGCUAACCAACAUAUGGGCAAUCUCUAGGGACCCAAAGUAUUGGGAUGAGCCACAGAAGUUCAUGCCAGAGAGGUUCGAAGGCGUGGGUGUUGCUGACUUUAGAGGUGCGGACUUCGAGUUCACUCCUUUCGGUGUUGGGCGGAGGAUUUGCCCUGGGAUCAACUUUGCGUAUGCGGACAUUGAGAUUGCGUUGGCUAGCCUUCUUUACCAUUUUGACUGGGAGCUGCCUCCCAGAGUUGACCCAAGGAAAAUAGACAUGACAGAGGUGUUUGGAGCAACUGUUCGAAGGAAGGCCGAGCUAUUUUUGUGCCCCAUUCGUCGUGUCCCCCUCUAUAAAUGA
Messenger RNA from Triticum turgidum subsp. durum (durum wheat), 1560 nucleotides. The record is from the annotation of a GenBank genome assembly. NCBI's taxonomy places the organism in Eukaryota, Viridiplantae, Streptophyta, Magnoliopsida, Poales, Poaceae.